AUGGCCGCUGCGGAAGGCAAACCCACUAACGUCUACAUCCAUCGACAAGCAGGCACGCCCAAAUCCUGCUUUGUCUGCUACAAGAGUUCGCCGCACGUGCUCGUUUCACAGUCCAUCCCUGCGCUUGACUUUCUCUACGUCUGCCAUGCGCACCUAGCAGACCGUCACUUUGCAACCAAGCUCUCCGAUCCUGCAUCUACAACUGCAUCUGCGUCCUCAUCAGGCGAGAGGUUGCCGGACAAAGUGAGCCAGGACGAGAUUGCAAAGAUCAAGGCCGAAUACGAAGCAAAGCAGAAAGCUAAAGAGGGUGCCAAGGAAAAGGACAAAGACAAGGACAAAGAGAGCAAGCCGCUUACUGCCAUGUCUGUGGCAGGGACUGUGUUCUCGACCGUCACGUCUACCGUUACUGGUCUGGCUUCUUCGGCGAUCAGCUCCAUCCCAACAGACUCAGCGCAGACGACAUCAUCAAAAACCGCGCCAACGUCAACAACGACGACUGCAGCAGCAGCGGAUACACUCGCAAAGCAGCAUCCACUCCAUGCAAAGUACGCCCUACACCGAGAAUUCUAUGCAGCAAGAGUGCGUGAAUGGAAUAACAAGAUGGUCAAGAAGAAGGCGAGGGAGCUCAACAUGCCACCUGCGCCUAGAAACGCUUUAUCGUAA
Sporisorium graminicola is the source of this 663-nucleotide messenger RNA. RefSeq lists its product as uncharacterized. NCBI's taxonomy places the organism in Eukaryota, Fungi, Basidiomycota, Ustilaginomycetes, Ustilaginales, Ustilaginaceae. Bases 1 to 663 code for a protein of 220 amino acids. Gene Ontology annotation, biological process: vacuolar transport. The transcript has a single exon. Gene Ontology annotation, cellular component: endosome. The record is from RefSeq and is a predicted model, not a curated record.